This is a messenger RNA of Magallana angulata, 2315 nucleotides long. Its product is annotated as nicotinate phosphoribosyltransferase-like. The transcript has 15 exons. Bases 389 to 1984 code for a protein of 531 amino acids. Gene Ontology annotation, molecular function: nicotinate phosphoribosyltransferase activity. NCBI's taxonomy places the organism in Eukaryota, Metazoa, Mollusca, Bivalvia, Ostreida, Ostreidae. Gene Ontology annotation, biological process: NAD+ biosynthetic process. The record is from RefSeq and is a predicted model, not a curated record.
AAGUUCUCAGAAAAAAGAAAUAGAAAGUACUGCAAAAUAUCAAUUUGCACAGAUGGACAGACCAAAUAUUAUAUAUUUACUAUGGUAGCAAUGUUUGUUGCAGUUAAGGAAAAGUUUGUUUAAGGAAUAUUUUAACAAGAGCUGCCUGAAUAACGAGAUGUCAGAUGAAAUUCAUGCAUGCAACACCUUAGUAGGUCAACACCAGAGGAUAAAUGACCCAAAUGUUUAAGGUCAAUUUCACUUUCAAAGUGACUUAACUAUCAAUGUGUCAACAUCGAGUACAGUGUUAAGCCGGUGUGGGUGGUGAGUCAAUGGGUUUGUAAUAUCAGUCAAGGACGAGAAGGGAUAUCAUAAUCAUCAAGAACCUGCAGCUGCCGAAUUUUUAAGAAUGCACCUAUAUAUACUAGAUUUGUACCAGAUUACUAUGGCCUAUGCCUACUGGAAAAGUGGAAAGAGGAAUGAAACAGCUGUCUUUGAUCUGUAUUUUAGGAAAAAUCCAUUUAAAGGAGAGUUCACUGUAUUUGCUGGUCUGGAAGAGUGCAUUAAAUUUGUCAAAAACUUCAAAUUCUCAGUCAGUGAUAUCAACUACUUAAAAACAGUUUUACCCGAAAAUAUUGAGGGUGAAUUUUUUGAUUAUCUUCAAAAUCUAACAACUGACGAGGUACGACUAAUAGCAAUAGAUGAAGGAAUGGUAGUUUUCCCCAAAGUUCCCCUCAUCUCCAUAGAGGGACCUCUCCCCGUGGUUCAGCUAAUGGAGACACCUCUACUGAAUCUCGUUAAUUAUGCCAGUUUAGUGGCCACUAAUGGGAUGCGGUUCCGGCUAGCGGCUGGGCAGAACAAGACACUCCUGGAAUUUGGCCUCCGUAGAGCCCAGGGUCCAGACGGGGCCCUCUCAGCCUCCAGAUACUGCUACAUGGGUGGUUUUGACGGAACAAGCAAUGUGCUGGCUGGGAAGCUGUACAACAUUCCAGUGAGGGGUACUCAUGCCCAUGCCUUCGUCACCUCGUACUCCAGUUUGUCAGAUGUCCAGGAGAAGGAAUUGUUAAACAAAAAAACAAGUCAGGCAGAAAAAUUUACCCCUGUAUGUAUAAAAUGGCAGAAGAAGUUAGCACCUGUGUUAGAUUUUCUUGCUGACCAAGCAUCAGAAGGGGAGCUAGCCGCUUUCAUGUCUUACGCCCUCGCCUUCCCUAAUGGUUUCCUAGCUUUGAUUGACACUUAUGAUGUCAUCAGGUCUGGCCUGCCAAACUUCUGUACUGUUGCUAUGGCUCUGAGUGACUUUGGGUAUGAACCCCGAGGAAUUCGACUGGACAGUGGUGAUUUGGCAUACUUAUCAACGGUUGUCAGGGAGAAAUUUAGGAAGAUAGCGGACAAAUUUGAAGUGCCUUGGUUUUCUGAAUUGACCAUAGUGGCCAGUAACGAUAUUAAUGAGGACACUAUUCAUUCCUUAAAUCAACAGGGUCAUGAAAUAGACAGCUUUGGAGUUGGAACUCAUCUAGUCACUUGUCAGAAGCAGCCAGCUUUGGGCGGCGUAUACAAGCUGGUGGAGAUCAACCGGACACCGCGGAUAAAGCUGAGCGAAGAUGUGGAGAAGGUGACCAUUCCAGGGCGGAAGCAGGCCUACCGCUUGUUUGGAGCGGACGGUAAUGCUCUGGUGGACCUGAUGAUGCAGCCAUCUGAGGAGCCUCCUAAACCCGGACAGAGAGUUCUGUGUAGACACCCAUUCCAGGAAUCUAGAAGGGCCUAUGUGAUACCUGCUAAAGUAGAGCUACUCCAUAAAUGUUACUGGGACAUGGGCAAGGUGGUACAACCAUUGCUUUCACUGUGUGACCUUAGAACCAAGGCCCUCAACUCUCUAAAAACCAUUAGAAUUGACCACAAGAGGGUGCUUAACCCAACACCAUACAAGGUUUCAGUUAGCAGUCAAUUAUACACCUUUAUGCAUGAACUGUGGCUACAGAAUGCCCCAAUAGGAGAGCUGUCCUAGACUUUUACCUCCUGACCUUAAGGUCAAUCCUACUAAUUGUCCAAUCAGGAUUAAGAUAACAAGACCAGCAAUACAGCCAUUUAGUGACAAACCACUGAAUUGUGGGGAUAGUUUUUAUUGUGUAUACCGUAGGACGUCUUUGCUCCCGACUUCAUGGAUAAUCUGCUGACUCUACAGACCUUGUUUUGUGUGCAAUAUUUGUAGUAAUAUUUUGUUCAAAAUAUAUUUGGAUUACUUUAAUUUCUUGUCAGGACUAUGGAUAUUACCAUCAUGUUAUAUUUUAUGACAACAGUCAGGUUUUAUGAUUUUAUAGAAUUUUAUAUUUUUAGUU